Molecule: messenger RNA, 8775 nt
Organism: Cylindrotheca closterium
Lineage: Eukaryota; Bacillariophyta; Bacillariophyceae; Bacillariales; Bacillariaceae
Source: the annotation of a GenBank genome assembly
AUGAUUUGCGGGGUGAGCCAGCCUGGGAUUGAGUGCCAAUACUUCCAAAAUGAUGGAAUUUGUUACGGCUGGGUUCCGCAACUUUUGCGGAAUUUGCAAGGUGGAAGUCUAGUUGUCUUCUUCAUUCUUUAUGAACAGGAAGUUUUCCUGAAAAUUUGUUUGGAUCGUGUGGAGGCGGCCAGGAGACUAAAGACCAAAGGACUUAGUGACACUUAUCUCCGGGAGUAUCAACGAUUUGUCAUUUGGGUAAUAAAGAAUAACCGUAUGCCGGACCCAAUGCAGCGACCCUUUCGUUUUACCACAAGAGACAAUGUGGAUAAAUAUUACAUCCACGACUUUACAAAGAGAGAAUUUGGCACCCAAAAUAGUCGCUCUCGGGUCCAUCAAGCGAUACAAAGGUUUUGGGAUUCAGUAGAGUCUUCUUUUUUUAAAGAUUUUGACACCCUAUCACCUUUGAUGGAUGGCGAAGCUAAAAAAUUCAGAGUAAAAGACAGUGAAGCAGUUGAAGCAAGUGUAAUAGAGCAGCAGCGAUAUUACGAUUCAAUCAAAGAAGACAAGUUUGGAGGAACAGAUCCUUUCAAAGGCCUGAAGGCCGACCUUCUUACUAGUACUGAAAAGAUGAAGGUAAUGACCUAUAUUCUAAAUGAUCGACCAGAUUGGAAGGACAUUGGUUGCUCUUUCAAUUGGGGCUGCAAUGCAGGUUUGAGAGGAGAUUCCACGAGGUCUCUCUGUUUUAAAGAUUUGUAUAUCAGCCAUGGAUUUGCUCCAGGACAAGGAAGGAAUCUGACUGCCAUCUUAAGGAAAGAUGAUCAAAAAAGUGACUUCACUACGGAUCGCCUAGUUGGGGUCCUUCGGCAUCGCCAUUACUUGCUAUGUGCCUCAUUCAUGACAUCCAUGAAUGUAAUUCGGAUACUGCAAUUACGUAGCAACGAGGUUCACUUCAAACGUCCGAACAAAAAGAGUCCAGCCGAAUUCUGGCAAAUUCCUUUUGUCGAUUUUACGAAGCUUGCUGACGAAGAAAAUGCCAUGAGAGAGAUUUACGUCAAGACUGGUGUAGAGUCUUGCAAAGUGACCCAUCACCGAACACAUUGUGUAAUGCAUGCUAGUACUGAGGGUUUACAACAGUAUCAAGUUUCAACCCUCACCAAGCACAUGAACGACAAGCUAACAAAAUCAUACUGGGCUGAAAUGGAACGAAGAUCGAUGACUGUGAUGGCUGGAUUUGACAUGGAUGAAGCCUACAAUGUAAGAAGCCAAUUGUUCUUGCGCCCUAAUGCCCUGGGCGUAUCGAUCCAAGUGAAUGGAGAGCGUCCCGAUGGCACAGUGUUCCAGAUUGGAUUGCCACUCGAAAGUAUUGAAGCUUGUAUCCGUGCACUGUUUGGGAAUGAUAUGGAUCAAUGGAAAAGGGAGCAAGAGGCCCCAGAUGGGGACAAGUCUACUUGUGCUCAAAAGUUCUUUUCCAGACUUUUACCAUUUCUGGUCGAAGUUUUGGUCCAAGAUGGAAUCUACUUGAUUAUUGACCAUCCACAACAUGAGAUGUCAAUAAUGCUGCAUAAUAAAAUUCCUGGAUAUGCUCAAUGGGCUGCAAUGAAACGACGUUGGGUCAAAAAUGAGCUUCUGACUUUUGAGCCAAAGAAAAUGGAAGCACUCAAUUCAGCAACACAGAACGCUUUUCAGUCAAUCAUGCGGCAGGUGAAAUACCUUGAAGAUGCUGUUGUUGCAGGUGCAACUAAGAACCAGGCACUCACUGAACAAGUUGAAGCUCUACGACAAGAACUUAGAAACAGAAAUCAAGAGUUCAAUGCAGUACAGCAGAGACGAGAUGAUGCGAUGAGGCACUUCAUUGCUCAAGAAUUACGCAAUGUAGUAGGGAACCAUCAAAUUCAGAACCAUGGUCCACCGACCGGUACUGGUGCGCCAAGUCAACAAGAGGUGCACACUAGAGCCGUUGGAAAUGUUUCAGCAACUCAACCACUGCGGGAGACUGCAGAAAUACUAGUUGCUCCCGAAACCCAACAGAGACCACCAUCGCAACGCCAACAAGCUUUGCAACGAUCUACUGCAGCUCCUACUGUUGUCCAUCUCCAAUCAAUUCCACAUCAACCAGCCUUAGGUAAGGCUUUCCCAAAGCUAUGGUCGGGGAUUUUGCAAAAUUGGAUCAAUCUGAAGCUCGAGAAGUUCAUCCAUGUCCCAAAGAAUGGACGGAAUGGAUGGAACAAUGCAGAGAAUGCCAAAAGGUUUCACAAGCACUACCGAGGAUUCCUAUGUAUUCAGUCGGUUAUGGAAGAAAAUGAAACUGUCAAGGAUCUCAAGGGGGCAGCCUUUUUUUUGGACGACGAGCGAAGAAGUUUGAAGUUAAAUAUGACUGAACAUUUGCAGUUUAGAUGUAAACGUAACCCAAGCAUUCAAAGCAAAACAAUGAAAAAGCAAGCACCCAAGUCCAAUAAUACAGGAAGAGGAACCAAGAGACCCAAUGGUGAUGGUGGUACUACAGUACAACAUCCAAGAAAUAAGCGUUCUCGGCCCAAUAGCAAUGGCAAUGGCAGACCUCCCCUGCCCCCCUUCCACCCAGUGCAACCAAUGCAACAACAUCGUCAACAAAGAGUUGCCGGGCUGAAUAUGCAUCAGCUCGCAUAUGGCUCCAAAGUUGUUGAUAUCGAGGCAAACAGGGGAAUCAGAGGCGUCGCCCAAAGAUAUCAACAACGGACUAUGGCCGUAUCACAAUUCACAAACUCAAGGAAUUCUGCCUACCAUACCACCAACCUGUUGGCAAGAAAGCCUGCUGCAAUUCAAAGAAGAAGGAUUCAAUCGGCGAUUGGCCCCGGGGGGAAACGAGCAAGGAAUAAUCUUCUUCAAGCUACAGUGGCUCCCAUGGCAGAUCAAAGGUUCCAAGAAGCUGUUGCUGGAUUGACCCCUGAUGAAUAUUUGGAACACGCUGAUGCCAUUCGUCAAAAGAAAGUAGCUAUUGCAGCAAGCGUUCUUGCUGAGGUCAACAACAUAUAUAUAACUGAUGCAUUAAUCGUAUUAAAACUAUCUCAAGUUUCUAGAUUGCCGUUAACGGCUGUCAUGGCCAUUUACCAUACGGAGGUAAGAAGCCAAUUGUUCUUGCGCCCUAAUGCCCUGGGCGUAUCGAUCCAAGUGAAUGGAGAGCGUCCCGAUGGCACAGUGUUCCAGAUUGGAUUGCCACUCGAAAGUAUUGAAGCUUGUAUCCGUGCACUGUUUGGGAAUGAUAUGGAUCAAUGGAAAAGGGAGCAAGAGGCCCCAGAUGGGGACAAGUCUACUUGUGCUCAAAAGUUCUUUUCCAGACUUUUACCAUUUCUGGUCGAAGUUUUGGUCCAAGAUGGAAUCUACUUGAUUAUUGACCAUCCACAACAUGAGAUGUCAAUAAUGCUGCAUAAUAAAAUUCCUGGAUAUGCUCAAUGGGCUGCAAUGAAACGACGUUGGGUCAAAAAUGAGCUUCUGACUUUUGAGCCAAAGAAAAUGGAAGCACUCAAUUCAGCAACACAGAACGCUUUUCAGUCAAUCAUGCGGCAGGUGAAAUACCUUGAAGAUGCUGUUGUUGCAGGUGCAACUAAGAACCAGGCACUCACUGAACAAGUUGAAGCUCUACGACAAGAACUUAGAAACAGAAAUCAAGAGUUCAAUGCAGUACAGCAGAGACGAGAUGAUGCGAUGAGGCACUUCAUUGCUCAAGAAUUACGCAAUGUAGUAGGGAACCAUCAAAUUCAGAACCAUGGUCCACCGACCGGUACUGGUGCGCCAAGUCAACAAGAGGUGCACACUAGAGCCGUUGGAAAUGUUUCAGCAACUCAACCACUGCGGGAGACUGCAGAAAUACUAGUUGCUCCCGAAACCCAACAGAGACCACCAUCGCAACGCCAACAAGCUUUGCAACGAUCUACUGCAGCUCCUACUGUUGUCCAUCUCCAAUCAAUUCCACAUCAACCAGCCUUAGGUAAGGCUUUCCCAAAGCUAUGGUCGGGGAUUUUGCAAAAUUGGAUCAAUCUGAAGCUCGAGAAGUUCAUCCAUGUCCCAAAGAAUGGACGGAAUGGAUGGAACAAUGCAGAGAAUGCCAAAAGGUUUCACAAGCACUACCGAGGAUUCCUAUGUAUUCAGUCGGUUAUGGAAGAAAAUGAAACUGUCAAGGAUCUCAAGGGGGCAGCCUUUUUUUUGGACGACGAGCGAAGAAGUUUGAAGUUAAAUAUGACUGAACAUUUGCAGUUUAGAUGUAAACGUAACCCAAGCAUUCAAAGCAAAACAAUGAAAAAGCAAGCACCCAAGUCCAAUAAUACAGGAAGAGGAACCAAGAGACCCAAUGGUGAUGGUGGUACUACAGUACAACAUCCAAGAAAUAAGCGUUCUCGGCCCAAUAGCAAUGGCAAUGGCAGACCUCCCCUGCCCCCCUUCCACCCAGUGCAACCAAUGCAACAACAUCGUCAACAAAGAGUUGCCGGGCUGAAUAUGCAUCAGCUCGCAUAUGGCUCCAAAGUUGUUGAUAUCGAGGCAAACAGGGGAAUCAGAGGCGUCGCCCAAAGAUAUCAACAACGGACUAUGGCCGUAUCACAAUUCACAAACUCAAGGAAUUCUGCCUACCAUACCACCAACCUGUUGGCAAGAAAGCCUGCUGCAAUUCAAAGAAGAAGGAUUCAAUCGGCGAUUGGCCCCGGGGGGAAACGAGCAAGGAAUAAUCUUCUUCAAGCUACAGUGGCUCCCAUGGCAGAUCAAAGGUUCCAAGAAGCUGUUGCUGGAUUGACCCCUGAUGAAUAUUUGGAACACGCUGAUGCCAUUCGUCAAAAGAAAGUAGCUAUUGCAGCAAGCGUUCUUGCUGAGGUCAACAACAUAUAUAUAACUGAUGCAUUAAUCGUAUUAAAACUAUCUCAAGUUUCUAGAUUGCCGUUAACGGCUGUCAUGGCCAUUUACCAUACGGAGGUAAGAAGCCAAUUGUUCUUGCGCCCUAAUGCCCUGGGCGUAUCGAUCCAAGUGAAUGGAGAGCGUCCCGAUGGCACAGUGUUCCAGAUUGGAUUGCCACUCGAAAGUAUUGAAGCUUGUAUCCGUGCACUGUUUGGGAAUGAUAUGGAUCAAUGGAAAAGGGAGCAAGAGGCCCCAGAUGGGGACAAGUCUACUUGUGCUCAAAAGUUCUUUUCCAGACUUUUACCAUUUCUGGUCGAAGUUUUGGUCCAAGAUGGAAUCUACUUGAUUAUUGACCAUCCACAACAUGAGAUGUCAAUAAUGCUGCAUAAUAAAAUUCCUGGAUAUGCUCAAUGGGCUGCAAUGAAACGACGUUGGGUCAAAAAUGAGCUUCUGACUUUUGAGCCAAAGAAAAUGGAAGCACUCAAUUCAGCAACACAGAACGCUUUUCAGUCAAUCAUGCGGCAGGUGAAAUACCUUGAAGAUGCUGUUGUUGCAGGUGCAACUAAGAACCAGGCACUCACUGAACAAGUUGAAGCUCUACGACAAGAACUUAGAAACAGAAAUCAAGAGUUCAAUGCAGUACAGCAGAGACGAGAUGAUGCGAUGAGGCACUUCAUUGCUCAAGAAUUACGCAAUGUAGUAGGGAACCAUCAAAUUCAGAACCAUGGUCCACCGACCGGUACUGGUGCGCCAAGUCAACAAGAGGUGCACACUAGAGCCGUUGGAAAUGUUUCAGCAACUCAACCACUGCGGGAGACUGCAGAAAUACUAGUUGCUCCCGAAACCCAACAGAGACCACCAUCGCAACGCCAACAAGCUUUGCAACGAUCUACUGCAGCUCCUACUGUUGUCCAUCUCCAAUCAAUUCCACAUCAACCAGCCUUAGGUAAGGCUUUCCCAAAGCUAUGGUCGGGGAUUUUGCAAAAUUGGAUCAAUCUGAAGCUCGAGAAGUUCAUCCAUGUCCCAAAGAAUGGACGGAAUGGAUGGAACAAUGCAGAGAAUGCCAAAAGGUUUCACAAGCACUACCGAGGAUUCCUAUGUAUUCAGUCGGUUAUGGAAGAAAAUGAAACUGUCAAGGAUCUCAAGGGGGCAGCCUUUUUUUUGGACGACGAGCGAAGAAGUUUGAAGUUAAAUAUGACUGAACAUUUGCAGUUUAGAUGUAAACGUAACCCAAGCAUUCAAAGCAAAACAAUGAAAAAGCAAGCACCCAAGUCCAAUAAUACAGGAAGAGGAACCAAGAGACCCAAUGGUGAUGGUGGUACUACAGUACAACAUCCAAGAAAUAAGCGUUCUCGGCCCAAUAGCAAUGGCAAUGGCAGACCUCCCCUGCCCCCCUUCCACCCAGUGCAACCAAUGCAACAACAUCGUCAACAAAGAGUUGCCGGGCUGAAUAUGCAUCAGCUCGCAUAUGGCUCCAAAGUUGUUGAUAUCGAGGCAAACAGGGGAAUCAGAGGCGUCGCCCAAAGAUAUCAACAACGGACUAUGGCCGUAUCACAAUUCACAAACUCAAGGAAUUCUGCCUACCAUACCACCAACCUGUUGGCAAGAAAGCCUGCUGCAAUUCAAAGAAGAAGGAUUCAAUCGGCGAUUGGCCCCGGGGGGAAACGAGCAAGGAAUAAUCUUCUUCAAGCUACAGUGGCUCCCAUGGCAGAUCAAAGGUUCCAAGAAGCUGUUGCUGGAUUGACCCCUGAUGAAUAUUUGGAACACGCUGAUGCCAUUCGUCAAAAGAAAGUAGCUAUUGCAGCAAGCGUUCUUGCUGAGGUCAACAACAUAUAUAUAACUGAUGCAUUAAUCGUAUUAAAACUAUCUCAAGUUUCUAGAUUGCCGUUAACGGCUGUCAUGGCCAUUUACCAUACGGAGGUAAGAAGCCAAUUGUUCUUGCGCCCUAAUGCCCUGGGCGUAUCGAUCCAAGUGAAUGGAGAGCGUCCCGAUGGCACAGUGUUCCAGAUUGGAUUGCCACUCGAAAGUAUUGAAGCUUGUAUCCGUGCACUGUUUGGGAAUGAUAUGGAUCAAUGGAAAAGGGAGCAAGAGGCCCCAGAUGGGGACAAGUCUACUUGUGCUCAAAAGUUCUUUUCCAGACUUUUACCAUUUCUGGUCGAAGUUUUGGUCCAAGAUGGAAUCUACUUGAUUAUUGACCAUCCACAACAUGAGAUGUCAAUAAUGCUGCAUAAUAAAAUUCCUGGAUAUGCUCAAUGGGCUGCAAUGAAACGACGUUGGGUCAAAAAUGAGCUUCUGACUUUUGAGCCAAAGAAAAUGGAAGCACUCAAUUCAGCAACACAGAACGCUUUUCAGUCAAUCAUGCGGCAGGUGAAAUACCUUGAAGAUGCUGUUGUUGCAGGUGCAACUAAGAACCAGGCACUCACUGAACAAGUUGAAGCUCUACGACAAGAACUUAGAAACAGAAAUCAAGAGUUCAAUGCAGUACAGCAGAGACGAGAUGAUGCGAUGAGGCACUUCAUUGCUCAAGAAUUACGCAAUGUAGUAGGGAACCAUCAAAUUCAGAACCAUGGUCCACCGACCGGUACUGGUGCGCCAAGUCAACAAGAGGUGCACACUAGAGCCGUUGGAAAUGUUUCAGCAACUCAACCACUGCGGGAGACUGCAGAAAUACUAGUUGCUCCCGAAACCCAACAGAGACCACCAUCGCAACGCCAACAAGCUUUGCAACGAUCUACUGCAGCUCCUACUGUUGUCCAUCUCCAAUCAAUUCCACAUCAACCAGCCUUAGGUAAGGCUUUCCCAAAGCUAUGGUCGGGGAUUUUGCAAAAUUGGAUCAAUCUGAAGCUCGAGAAGUUCAUCCAUGUCCCAAAGAAUGGACGGAAUGGAUGGAACAAUGCAGAGAAUGCCAAAAGGUUUCACAAGCACUACCGAGGAUUCCUAUGUAUUCAGUCGGUUAUGGAAGAAAAUGAAACUGUCAAGGAUCUCAAGGGGGCAGCCUUUUUUUUGGACGACGAGCGAAGAAGUUUGAAGUUAAAUAUGACUGAACAUUUGCAGUUUAGAUGUAAACGUAACCCAAGCAUUCAAAGCAAAACAAUGAAAAAGCAAGCACCCAAGUCCAAUAAUACAGGAAGAGGAACCAAGAGACCCAAUGGUGAUGGUGGUACUACAGUACAACAUCCAAGAAAUAAGCGUUCUCGGCCCAAUAGCAAUGGCAAUGGCAGACCUCCCCUGCCCCCCUUCCACCCAGUGCAACCAAUGCAACAACAUCGUCAACAAAGAGUUGCCGGGCUGAAUAUGCAUCAGCUCGCAUAUGGCUCCAAAGUUGUUGAUAUCGAGGCAAACAGGGGAAUCAGAGGCGUCGCCCAAAGAUAUCAACAACGGACUAUGGCCGUAUCACAAUUCACAAACUCAAGGAAUUCUGCCUACCAUACCACCAACCUGUUGGCAAGAAAGCCUGCUGCAAUUCAAAGAAGAAGGAUUCAAUCGGCGAUUGGCCCCGGGGGGAAACGAGCAAGGAAUAAUCUUCUUCAAGCUACAGUGGCUCCCAUGGCAGAUCAAAGGUUCCAAGAAGCUGUUGCUGGACUGACCCCUGAUGAAUAUUUGGAACACGCUGAUGCCAUUCGUCAAAAGAAAGUAGCUAUUGCAGCAAGCGUUCUUGCUGAGGUCAACAACAACAACAACAACAACUCCAGACUUGUUUGCCGCCAAAGCAUCAAUCCUGCCCAUCUAUGCCCCAUUGAAGGGUGCAAUGGAGAUGUACCAGAAGGUGGUGGAAGCACCAUGCCACCGAUACACAAAUGCUACAACAUACGAAACUGCAACAAGAAGGUACAUCAUGUUUGCGCCGACAGGUCAGGGCUGCAUGGACGGAAUGAGAUGAAUGUGUAUUGCUCAAUAGAAUGUAGAGAAAUGAGACCGGACUGA